Messenger RNA from Sinocyclocheilus anshuiensis, 1454 nucleotides. Its product is annotated as serine/threonine-protein kinase NIM1-like. The record is from RefSeq and is a predicted model, not a curated record. Gene Ontology annotation, biological process: protein phosphorylation; intracellular signal transduction; microtubule cytoskeleton organization. The transcript has 6 exons. The coding region runs from base 1 to 1335 and encodes 444 amino acids. Gene Ontology annotation, molecular function: ATP binding; tau-protein kinase activity. Gene Ontology annotation, cellular component: cytoplasm. Lineage: Eukaryota; Metazoa; Chordata; Actinopteri; Cypriniformes; Cyprinidae.
AUGGCUGCAGCUGCAAAAUGUCUGCAAGGGCAAGUCAGGUGUCGCCGCAGGUGCAUCGGCACAACAUUUACACUGACGGACAGCUCAGAAUGUGGGUCAGAGCCGGAAGAGGAUGCAGACCCUUCUAAGCAUCUAACACCCCUGGAAAAGUUAACACUGGAAAUGUGUAAUGACGAAGAUAUCAUAAAGGAACUGACGGUGGGCAGAAGGGUGGGCUUCUACAAAGUCCGCGGUCAGAUCGGCUGUGGAAACUUUUCGAAGGUCAAACUGGCCAUCCACGCCCUCACCAAAGACAAGGUUGCCAUUAAGAUCAUGGAUAAGAUGAGGCUCGAUCUGCAGACCCAGAGGAUGCUGUCUAAAGAAAUCUCCAACAUGGAGAGAUUGUAUCACCCGAAUUUAUUGCAACUCUAUGAAGUACUGGAGACGCCAAGUCGGUUGUACCUGGUUUUGGAGUUCACCGGAGGAGGAGAUGUCCACACCAGAAUCAGCUCCGGAGGAAAACUCUCUGACCAAGAGAGCAAGACUGUAUUCGCCCAAAUCCUGUCAGCAGUUAAAUACAUGCAUGAGAACAACAUCAUCCAUCGUGAUCUGAAGGCAGAAAAUGUUCUUUAUACAACCAACUCCUGCAUAAAAGUGGCUGAUUUUGGCUUCAGCACAAGGGUCAACAAUCUCAACCAAGCCCUAGACACCUAUUGCGGUUCUCCUCCUUAUGCAGCUCCAGAACUCUUCAAAUAUGAGUCUUACAUCGGGCCACCUUCUUACAACGGGCCACCUGUGGAUGUGUGGGCAAUGGGCGUCCUACUUUUUCUCAUGGUGACUGGCACAUUGCCUUUCCGUGCUGACACNGUGGCCAAGUUGCACCAAAGCGUGCUGGAGGGUGACUACGUCCUGCCAACCUGGGUAUCAGCUCCAUGUCAGCGGCUGAUCAGGGGGAUCUUGAAGCCAGAACCUUCAGAGCGAUGCGCACUAGACCAGAUGCUGGGCUGUGAGUGGCUGCUGCCAGUGGAACUCUUCCGGCCAAUUCCUCCCUUAUACCAGCUCAACUCCAUCCAUCUAAUAGAGGCCGGCCCAGGGGAGUUAGACGGAGACCAGGAAGAGGUAAAAGGUAUCCUGGAGAAACUGGGAGUCACUCAGGAACAUAUUCUCAAUAACCAAGGAAAACGCAUUCGCAGUCCCAUUACAGGGGUUUACCGCAUACUACUGCACGGAGUUAAAAGAAACAAUGGAGCCGAGUCUGCACCUAUAAUCAGUGGAGUCGUCAAAGAUCCUAAAAGAGACAGUCUCCGUGCCUACAGGAACCUACGACACUCCUCAAAACUGUGUGUGCUUUCUUAAAGGCAUAGUUCAUCCCUUUUAUUCAGUCUUUUUCUCCAUAGUACGAUGAAAGUCAAUGGGGUCCAAAACAAUACUUGACCCCAAUGACUUUCAUUGCAUAUGUUCAAAACAGCAAUACA